This is a messenger RNA of Cooperia oncophora, 363 nucleotides long. NCBI's taxonomy places the organism in Eukaryota, Metazoa, Nematoda, Chromadorea, Rhabditida, Trichostrongylidae. The record is from the annotation of a GenBank genome assembly.
AUGCUGGCGGCGAUCGCUGUAGGGAUUCGGAUUGUGCUAUGUAAUGUUGGCGGCGAUCGCUGUAUGGGUGAGUUUUUCUUCUUUUUUUGUUCCUAUAGUUUUUUGGUGUACUACUUUCUCUUUCUAUGUUCUUUUGUAUGGCCCUUUUUUCAGUUCUUUGUAUUCCCUCUCAAUUUUUUCAGAUUCGGAUUGUGCUAUGUAAUGUUGGCGGCGAUCGCGGUGAGUUUUCCUUCUUUCUUUUGUUCCUAUAGUUUUUUGAUGUCCUAUUUUCUCUUUCAUGUUUGUUUGUAUGGCCCCUUUUUUAGUUCUUUUGUAUUCUCUUUAAUUUUUUUCAGAUUCAGGAUUCUGCAAGCUAAUGUUUGA